AUGCAACUGCCGAGUGAAUCUGAGUCACAAGCUUUCAAGAAACAAACAAUUUCGAACGAUGAUCUAUACCGAAACUCGACACAGUAUGGGAUUUGGUCGUUCACACAAGAAGAGCUAGAGAAAGCAAAGGCCAAUGCAAACCAACUGGGAGUAAUCGCAGCACGAGAACGGUUCCAAUCAGCUUACAACAAGUCCAAGAGUGAUCACCCGGAAGCUUUUAGUAAAUUUCCCAACGAAUUAAACGAAGAUAUGAUCAGCCUAUUGUCAUUCGAAGAGGAAUCCGCGUAUUUAGAAUUUUACAUUCAAAAUGUCACCACCACAUGCAAUUUCUUCAAGAUGCCGACUCAAGUACGGCUAACAGCCGCCUCUUUCUUCAAAAAGUUUUACUUGGUCAAUUCAGUAAUGCAUUACCAUCCAAAGAAUAUCCUAUACACAUGCAUUUUCCUAGCUGCAAAGUCAGAAAAUUACUUUAUAUCCAUUGAGUCCUUUGUGAAGGCGCUCAAGGGCGUUCAAACAUCCGAUAUAUUGAACUUGGAGUUUAUUGUAUUGCAAAGUUUGAAAUUUACGUUGUUAGUCCAUCAUCCAUUACGGCCUUUAUACGGAUUCUUUCUUGACUUUCAAGCUGUUUUGUUGUAUCCGGAUCCUGUGAUGUACGACGUUUCUGCAAAUACCAUUGGGAAUCUUUAUAAUAAAGCUAAAGAGUGGUUGAACAAGUACUACAUGCUUAGUGAUAUUGCAUUUUUAUUCACACCACCGCAAAUUGCUUUGGCUGCGAUGUACGAUUGUGAUCGCAGAAUCACUGAUCGGUACUUGAAACGAAAAUUUUUGAGGGACGAUGAUGUUGAGGACACAGGUGAUGUGCAGAAUCGCGUACACCUGGAACAAAAGAAGGAUAAGUCUGAGACUCAAAAGCUGAAAACGGAAUGUGGCGAAGGUGGCGAAGGUGAAGCUGAAAAUGGGACAGAUAAUGCACAAAACUUAGAGUCCGAGAAUGUCCCUCCAUCAAACCCCGUAUCCAAACGGGAACAGUACGAGUCCUUAGUCCGUACCAUACGAAGAUGUGCCAAAUUGGCCAAGGACUUGCCGGUUGCAGAUCGUGAAAAGAGUAAAGAAAUCGAUAAAAAGUGUUUCUUUGCACUAAACCCUGGCAAAUUGGUUGACAAGCGAAUAAAAAGAUUGAUGGCUGAGAAUUCUUGA
Lodderomyces theae is the source of this 1197-nucleotide messenger RNA. RefSeq names its product TFIIH complex kinase subunit. NCBI's taxonomy places the organism in Eukaryota, Fungi, Ascomycota, Pichiomycetes, Serinales, Debaryomycetaceae. The transcript has a single exon. Gene Ontology annotation, molecular function: cyclin-dependent protein serine/threonine kinase regulator activity. Gene Ontology annotation, biological process: regulation of cyclin-dependent protein serine/threonine kinase activity; regulation of transcription by RNA polymerase II. Gene Ontology annotation, cellular component: transcription factor TFIIK complex; nucleus. The record is from RefSeq and is a predicted model, not a curated record. Bases 1 to 1197 code for a protein of 398 amino acids.